This is a messenger RNA of Nematolebias whitei (Rio pearlfish), 1883 nucleotides long. RefSeq names its product solute carrier family 38 member 9 (gene slc38a9). Gene Ontology annotation, biological process: amino acid transmembrane transport. The transcript has 15 exons. The coding region runs from base 206 to 1882 and encodes 558 amino acids. NCBI's taxonomy places the organism in Eukaryota, Metazoa, Chordata, Actinopteri, Cyprinodontiformes, Rivulidae. Gene Ontology annotation, molecular function: amino acid transmembrane transporter activity. The record is from RefSeq and is a predicted model, not a curated record.
CUAACAAGUUGAUUGGCGAGAGAACGGAAGACGCUGCGGUGGCUCCGUCAGUAGGAAACGACCUGAAUUUGCAGUGUUUGUUCGGUGAACUCAUGGGCUUCGGCCAUCAGCACCUACAAGAAGCAGCGUUGAGUCCACGUUGUUCACAGUGGGCCACAGACAGGUGAUGAGAGUUGUGAGGCUUUAGCUGAAAUAUUUGGAGAUCAUGGAGGACGACAGCAGGCCUCUGCUGAGCACAGAGUACACAGGAGAGAGUUACUCCCACAGAGGCUCCACAGACUCUCUGGACAUUAAAGUCAAAAGGCCUUUCCAUGUGGAGCCACGGAACAUAGUAGAAGAUGAUCCACAGGAGAGGAUCUCUGCCAGAGCUGCCAUCCUUAACAGCAGGCUCCAUUACUACAGCAGACUGACCGGCUCCUCUGACAGACUGUUGAGUCCUCCAAAUCAUGUGAUCCCUUCACCAGAAGAGCUCUACAUCUACAGCCCUCUUGGGACAGCUUUUAAAGUGUCAGAUAGCAGCCAAGGCUCUAAAAACCCCAGUAUUAUUACAAUCUUUGCAAUAUGGAACACGAUGAUGGGUACAUCCAUACUCAGUAUACCAUGGGGUAUUAAGCAGGCUGGUUUCACUCUGGGUAUUCUCAUCCUCAUCAUCAUAGGUCUUCUCAUGCUGUACUCUUGUUACAUCGUCAUCAAAUCACCAAAGACCAUCACUACAGAGGACACGUCCAACUGGGAAUUCCCAGAUGUUUGUAGGUUCUACUUUGGAAAGAGUGGUCAGUGGUCCAGCUUGAUCUUCUCCAUGGUGUCACUUGUUGGAGCCAUGGUGGUCUACUGGGUCCUCAUGUCUAACUUCCUCUAUAACACUGGGCAGGGUAUCUACAAUUUUGCUCACAAUAUCAACACAUCAGACUCAGUGUAUGGAACUAAUGGUACAGAAAAAGUCAUUUGUCCAUAUCCCAAAACCAACCCUGAAAGUAAUGACACCAGCAGCCUGCUUUUUUUGGACAAAAUGGGAAACUUUUCAGAUGCGGACUCUUUUGACCUCUACUGGAGUAAAACCAAUACGGUCCCUCUCUACCUCAUUGUUCUGCUGCUGCCACUGCUCUGCUUCCGCUCAGCAUCCUUCUUUGCAAGGUUCACGUUCUUUGGCACCAUAUCUGUCAUCUACCUGAUUGUACUGGUCACAAUUAAAGCUGCCCAUCUUGGCUUCCAUCUUGAGUUCCACUGGCUUGAUACUUCCCAGUUCUACGUUCCAGAGUUCAGACAGUUUUUUCCUCAGUUGACUGGUAUUCUCACUCUGGCCUUCUUCAUACACAACUGCAUCAUCACACUAAUGAAGAGCAAUAAAUGCCAAGAAAACAACGUCCGGGACCUGUCUGUGGCGUACGUUCUUGUUGGGCUGACUUAUCUGUACGUGGGGGUUCUGAUCUUUGCUACAUUUCCAUCACCUCCUCUUUCCAAGGAGUGCAUUGAACCAAACUUUUUAGAUAACUUCCCCUGCAGCGACGUGUUGGUGUUCGUGGCUCGAUUCCUGCUGCUGUUUCAAAUGAUCACGGUCUAUCCACUGUUGGGAUACUUGGUCCGGGUCCAGGUUAUGGGUCAGCUCUUUGGAAAUCAUUAUCCCAGUUUCUUUCAUAUUCUUACACUGAACAUCAUAAUUGUUGGCGCUGGUGUUGUGAUGGCCAAGUUUUAUCCUAACAUUGGAUCCAUUAUACGAUAUUCUGGAGCCAUUUGUGGACUGGCUUUAGUGUUUUUAUUUCCUGCUUUAGUCCACAUGAUCUCUCUGAAACAGCAGGGGAAGCUCAGCUGGCCAUCAGCUUUUUUCGACAGUUUCCUUAUCCUCCUGGGCAUGGCCAACGUAGUUGCACAGUUUUUUAUGUGAG